Messenger RNA from Archocentrus centrarchus (flier cichlid), 1671 nucleotides. RefSeq names its product zinc finger protein 501-like. Gene Ontology annotation, cellular component: nucleus. Gene Ontology annotation, molecular function: RNA polymerase II transcription regulatory region sequence-specific DNA binding; DNA-binding transcription factor activity, RNA polymerase II-specific. Gene Ontology annotation, biological process: regulation of transcription by RNA polymerase II. The transcript is spliced from 2 exons. NCBI's taxonomy places the organism in Eukaryota, Metazoa, Chordata, Actinopteri, Cichliformes, Cichlidae. The coding region runs from base 44 to 1546 and encodes 500 amino acids. The record is from RefSeq and is a predicted model, not a curated record.
GAGCCGCUGUGUUUCCGGUACAGAUGCGGGCUGAGGCAUCCAGAUGCGUUGUUUACGUUGUGUGAUGGCUCCAGUGUUUCCUGCAGAUGUCCAACAGCUGUUGGUGAUAAAAGAAGAGGUUCCCUAUGAUUGCAGCCCCAAUCUGGACCAUCACGACUCAGAGCUUCUCCAUAUAAAGGAGGAACAGGAGGAAUUCUGGAAAAGUGAAGAGGGAGAACAGCUCAGUGGGCCAGUGGAGAGUAUCACUAGGUUUCCAUUUAGUGCUGUUCAUGUGAAGAGGGAAGAUGAUGAUGAGAAACCUCUGUUCUUACCACUUCAUCAAAGCCAAUCUGAAAACAACUCAGAGACAGAGAUCCCAGCUAGUAGCUCAGCUGAACAGAUAAAAGCAGAAAUCAAUGAAAAAGACUGUGGACCAUCACAACCAGUCAGAGACCCACAUGCAAAUAAUCAUUUACAAUCAAAUACUGAUGGAGAGGCCUCAGAGUCUUCUGAGACUGAAGUCAGUGAGGAUGAUGAUGAUGAUUGGCAGGAACCUUUGUCAGAUUGUGGACCUGAAACUGACGACAGCGACAGAGUACCUGAGUCAGCUGUAAAUAAUGAUGUGGGAUGUAACAUUGCAAAAAAGUCUUUAAGCUGCUCUGAGUGCAGUAAACGGUUUCUCUGCAAAUUGUCUCUUCAGAAACACGUGACAUGUCAUUCAAAAAAAAGGUCUUCCAGCUGUUUGGUUAAUGAGAAAAGUUGUAGAGUGGAACAAAACUGUGAUUCUCAGGUGACAGUCCAUGCAGGAGAGAAAUCAAUUAGCUGUGAAGAUUGUGGUAAAAGAUUUAACCAAAUGAAAGAUCUUAGAAUACAUAUGAGAGUCCACACAGGAGAAAGACCAUUUGGUUGUGAUGAGUGUGGCAAAAGAUUUCGAUAUCAAGGAAGUCUGUAUGUACACAUGAGACUCCAUGCUGGAGGGAAGCCAUUUUCUUGUGAUAAAUGUGGUAAAAGAUUUAACCUAAAGACAAAUCUUAACAGACACAUACGAGCCCACACUGAAGAGAAACCAUUUAGCUGUCACAUUUGUGGACAAAGAUUUAAUUAUAAAAGAAAUCUUAACAUGCACAUAAGAAUACACACAGGAGAGAAACCCUUUAGUUGUGAUGAUUGUGGACAAAAAUUUAACCAAAACAGAGAUCUUAGGAGACACAUGAGAGUUCACACAGAAGAAAAACCAUAUGUCUGCGGUGAUUGUGGUAAAAAAUUCAGUUAUCAGUGUAAUCUGAAAAGACACAUGGCACUCCACAAAGGAGAGAAGCGUUUUGUUUGUGGUGUUUGUGGUAACACAUUUAACAGAGAGGGGAAUCUAAAGAUACACAUGAGAGUCCACACAGGAGAGAAACCAUUUGGCUGUGAUACCUGUGGUAAAAGAUUUAAUCAAAAGAUACAUCUUGAGACACACAUUAGAGUUCACACGGGAGAGAAACCUUUUGACUGUGAGUUUUGUGGCAAAAGAUUUAGACAUCAGUGUAAUCUAAAGAUACACAUGAAAGGCCACACAGAUUAAGUGAUAGAUAAAAAGCUAAUUUUAGUUGCUCCUUAUUCUCAAGGGGACACCAUAGCAGGUAGCUCUGCUUGUGUGAUUUGGCCAGAGGUGGCAAAAGUACUGACAUUCUGUACUUAAGUAGAAAA